Messenger RNA from Ochlerotatus camptorhynchus, 1569 nucleotides. RefSeq names its product UNC93-like protein MFSD11. The record is from RefSeq and is a predicted model, not a curated record. NCBI's taxonomy places the organism in Eukaryota, Metazoa, Arthropoda, Insecta, Diptera, Culicidae. Bases 226 to 1551 code for a protein of 441 amino acids. The transcript is spliced from 7 exons.
UAGUUUGUCGUACGUCGGCCCGCACGGUUCGAAUCUGCUUAAACGAGAUCGCUGGUGAACGUUUAGCUACCUACAUAUAAAACUCGCGCGCUGUGUACUACUGUGUGCCGUCUUGUUUAAAUCAGAACAUUGCUGGCAAAGUGAGAAACUCGUUCCGUGUCAGGAAAUGAUAGAGUGUCGAAUAAACUGUAUGCUGUGAAGAGAAAACAAAUACUGUUUGGCAUCAUGGAUCAACGGCUGGUCAGCGUUAUCAUUUUGGGAUUCGGCUUUAUGCUGUUAUUCACCGCCUUUCAAACGAUGGGCAACAUUGAACAAACUGUGAUAAACAGCAUCAAAACAGACGAGCCCACAUUUAAGGGAGAUGGAUACACUAGUUUGGCGGUUAUAUAUGCAAUGCUGUCGAUCUCGAACUGGUUGACUCCAUCGGUGCUGACGAAAAUUGGACCAAAAAUUGCUAUGCUUCUGGGAGCAUUCACUUACUGCUUCUUUAUCAUUACCUUUCUUUGGCCAAAAACAUGGUUACUAUACGUCGCAAGUGCGGUCCUAGGAACUGGAGCAGCAUUUAUAUGGACUGGCCAAGGGAUGUAUCUUUCAAAGUGUAGCGAUGAAUCAACCAUUUCCCGCAACUCCGGAAUUUUUUGGGCCAUGCUUCAGAUGAGCAUGUUCUUCGGAAAUCUGCUGGUAUUCUUUUUAUUUCAAGGAAAAACCCACAUUGAUAGCGAAACGCGUACGCUAGUGUUCUCAAUCCUGGCAGGUGUGGCCGUUAUCGGUAUUGUGUUCCUAUGCACUCUUAGAAAACCACACCAACUCACAACAGAUUCCUCAGAUGAUGGAAUUCCGGAAGUGCAGCAAACACCCAGACAAGCAUUUAUCAGUGCCGUCAGACUAUUUUUAACCAAACGCAUGUUGCUUUUGAGUGUGGCAUUUAUCUAUACAGGUUUAGCGUUAUCAUUUUUCAGUGGCGUUUACGGAGCCAGUAUUGGAUUCACCAACGCAAUCGGUGAAUCAGCGAAACAACUUGUAGGACUGAAUGGUGUUUUUCUCGGUGUCGGAGAAGUACUCGGUGGAGUAUCCUUUGGUCUGCUAGGAAAGCAGACCGCUAAAUGGGGCCGUGACCCUAUUGUAAUCGCCGGUUUUAUCAUACACAUUAUAAGCUUUCUUCUAAUAUUCAUGAAUAUUCCUGACGUUGCACCGUUUGGAGACACGAACGAGGUGGCAUUUUUUAAACCACCGAAUGCAGCUGUUGCCAUUUUAUGUUCCUUCCUUCUUGGAUUGGGAGAUGCUUGUUUCAAUACUCAAAUAUAUUCGAUGCUUGGAGGUGUUUUUGCUAAAAAUUCAGCAGAAGCCUUUUCGAUAUUUAAAUUUACACAGUCCGUUGCUACGGCUAUUAGUUUCGUCUACUCGUCUCACCUCGGGCUGAGAAUACAACUUGGAAUCCUUUUAGCGUCUGGAAUUUUAGGUACUGCUUGCUUCUGUUUAGUAGAAUGGUCGAUAAAACGAUCGCGAACGAUGAUUGUGAACGAAUGUGAAACUAUCGAUAGUAAAAACUAAUAAACACGUUUGUACGAU